AGAAAGUGCUGCCAUCUCUUGAUAGGAUUGUUCUUAUGAAUUGUAUGUUUAAAUUGUUUAAAGAUAUGUUUCUGAAGGCUGUUUUGAUUACGAGACGGUUAUUUUGUAAGAAAAAUUAUUUUGAGAUAAUAAAUUUUAGAAAAAUUAGUACUAAAACUAUUAGCGAAGAAGCUGUGAAGAAUAUUCAGCAUGUUAAUGUUGGAACUAUUGGGCACGUGGACCAUGGAAAAACAACUUUAACGUCUGCAAUUACCAAAAUAUUAUCUAUAGAAGGAUUAGCGAAAUUCAGAAAUUAUUCGGAUAUCGAUAAAGCACCCGAAGAAAGAUUACGUGGUAUUACUAUUAAUGCUAGCCACGUUGAAUACAGCACAAAAUCUCGACAUUACGCGCACACUGAUUGUCCUGGACAUGCUGAUUAUAUUAAGAAUAUGAUAUGUGGAACAUCCCAAAUGGAUAGUGCAAUAUUAGUGGUUGCUGCAACUGAUGGUGAAAUGCCACAAACUAGAGAACAUUUGCUGCUUGCGAAACAAGUUGGAGUGUCUAAGAUUGUUGUGUUUAUAAACAAAACUGAUUUAGUAGAUAAUGAUACGGUAGAAUUAGUUGAGUUAGAAAUUAGGGAAUUACUUGACAAAUAUGGUUUCAGUGGUGAUGAUACACCAAUAAUCUAUGGCUCUGCUCUUUUAGCUUUAAAAGGCGACAAGUCGGAGAUUGGAGAGGCUUCCAUAAGACGUUUGCUUGAUGCUUUGGAUAAACAUGUGCCUACACCAGAAAGAGAUAUAUACUCUAGUUUUCUUCUACCUGUAGAAUCUAUUGUAAAUGUGCGUGGCAGGGGUACUGUUGUAAUAGGAACAGUUAUGAAAGGAGAAUUAAAAAAAGGACAGAAUGUUGAACUUAGUGGAUGGGAUACUAAACUUAAUUCAACUGUAACUGAUAUACAUAUAUUUCACAAGUCAGUUGAAGGAUGUAAAGCAGGAGAUCAUGUUGGUGUAUUACUUCGAGGAAUGAAAAAGGAAAAAUUAAUAAAAGGAAUGGUGAUGUCGUUUCCAAACACUUAUAAAUUAUCAAAUUGCUAUUUGGCAAAUCUGUAUUUAUUAAGUGAACAGGAAGGUGGAAGGAAAAGACCUAUUAGUAAAAAUUAUUUUCAAAGAUUAUUUACUCAAACAUGGAACAUUACAUGUCGUUUAAAUGUGACAUCUAAUGACAUGAUAAUGCCUGGAGAUCAGGGAGAAGUCUGUUUAACACUUUUUAAUAAAAUGGUAAUGGUGCCUGGACAAAGCUUUAAUAUUCGUGAGAAUAAUGUUACGGUUGCAUCGGGCAUAAUUACAAAUGUUUUAGAAAGUAUCCCUGUAACUGAUCUUAAAAAAUAAUUAAAAAUACUUAUAUUUACAGAAGUAUUUUAAUUAUUUAUGCCUAUGUAAUCUGAUGUCUUCUGUUAAAAACAGAAAAAAAAUUAUAUUACUAGUAUUUUACUUUUCUAAUUGUCAUUUUUAACUGGCAAUUAAAAUAAAUAAAUUUUUAUAUAAUAUGUAAAAAUACUAAACACCAAAAUAAAUUUCUAAAUGAGAUUUGAACUACUGUAUUUUCCGGUGUAUAAGACAACUUUUUAACCCAGGAAAAUCCUCUCAAAAGUCAGGAGUCAGCUUAUAUGCCAGGUGUCAUCAUAUAUGGCCAGUAUAUCCCAAACUCUAUAUUUUAACUGUAAAAGUUGGGGGUCGUCUUAUACGCUGGAUAGUAUGGUAAUAAAAAGAUUAUUUAUUUUAUACAGUGGUGCCUCGUAUAACAUACUUAAUCCAUUCCAGGUGCACGUCCGUUAAGUGAAAA
Centruroides sculpturatus (bark scorpion) is the source of this 1821-nucleotide messenger RNA. It is a transcript of the gene mEFTu2, whose product is annotated as elongation factor Tu, mitochondrial-like. The transcript has a single exon. Lineage: Eukaryota; Metazoa; Arthropoda; Arachnida; Scorpiones; Buthidae. Gene Ontology annotation, biological process: mitochondrial translational elongation. Gene Ontology annotation, cellular component: mitochondrion. The record is from RefSeq and is a predicted model, not a curated record. Gene Ontology annotation, molecular function: GTPase activity; GTP binding; translation elongation factor activity. Bases 36 to 1367 code for a protein of 443 amino acids.